AUGCAUUCGGUCUAUUCUCGAGCGAAUGCCCUCUUCGCUUUUAUGUUAUGGGUGCUCUCCGCGGUGACGUUUGCUUGUUUUCUGACGACGGUUUUCCUCACUCCGAAAGUCGACAUCAAAGUUGAGGUCUCAAACCCUCGGGUACGAUCUGUCGUUGACUACUCCUCGGCCACCGAACACUCCGAUUUGGGACUUCUAGAUUUUUCCGUGAACGUUGAUUUGACGCAAACCUUCAACUGGAACGUCAAACAAGUCUUCCUCUACCUCGUCGCCGAGUAUUCGACCCAAGAAAAUCCAGUGAAUCAAGUUGUUUUGUGGGAUAAAAUCGUGCAUCGAGCCUCGAGAGUUAUCAUCGAUGAAAGGAGAAUUCAACCGAAAUAUUACUUUUUGGACGACGGCAACCAUUUGUUGAAUCACCAAAAUGUGACACUCGUGCUCCGUUAUAAUGUGGUUCCAAAUUCGGGAUAUUUACGACUCGCACAGGCUAAAGAUCAAUUCAUUCUCAAGUUCCCCUCCACUUACACCACUUCCAAGUUGAUGCUAUUUCCUCAAGCGAGUGCGAUUAAAUCAAAUAUGGAAAGGAAUCGAACGAUUGGAGCAGUUGUUGUCGGAAUUUCGUCUCUCGUUGUGGCUAUUCAAGUGGCUUUCAUUUCAGGAUAUACAUCAACUGAUUUUGAGGUUCAUAGAAACUGGAUGGCGAUCGUUCACAAUCUCCCGCUUGCAAAGUGGUACUACGAGAAGACGUCGGAAUGGACACUUGAUUAUCCGCCUUUCUUCGCUUACUUUGAAAAGUUGUUAGCAAUCGGAGCAACUCGUUUUUUAUCCAGGGACGCGCUGAAGUUGACUAAAGAACCGAUAAUGAACGACUCGAUUCUUAGAUUUCAACGAUUCUCCGUGAUUAUUUCUCAUCUGUUAUUUAUCUAUUCCUGUUAUCGCUUGUGCUUUAGCAACACUCCCAGAUGGAUAAAAUUACCGAAUGGUUUGAGAAAACGCGCGCAAAUGGCACUGUUUGUACUUCUCGUCACGAAUAUUGGCUUUUUCAUUGUGGAUAGCAUACACUUUCAGUACAACGGAUUGCUGACGAGCUUGCUGGUAUUUUCAAUGACAUUAAUCGACCAAGGAGCAUUUGUAAAGGGAGCUUGCAUGUUCUGUGUGUUGCUCAAUUUCAAGCACAUUUACCUCUACUAUGCUCCAGCGUUUGUUGCCUACUACUUAAUUGGUUAUUUCGAAGUAACUGUGAAAUUUGAUGUAACGAUGGUAUUGCGAAAAGGGGUAACUCUUCUUGCCAUGAUGUUGAUUCCAUUUGUUCUCUCGUUUGCUCCAUUUCUUUGGCUGGACGGAUUUGAUACGAUCAAACAGAUAUUUGUACGAUUAUUUCCGGUUCAAAGAGGACUGACUCAUGCUUAUUGGGCGCCGAAUUUCUGGGCUUUGUACAACAUUGCUGAUAUUGGCAUCUACCGAGUUUUGAGUUUCAUUGGAUUCAAGUUCAGUCCACCGAUGUACACUUCAGGAUUAGUUCAAGAAUAUUCACACAGCGUCUUACCAACAAUCGGGACAAAAGAGUCGUUAUUUUGUACGUUGAUUGCCCUGCUUCCGUUAAUGGCAUUGAUGCGCAAAAGAAAGGUCGCGGAUUUCACGAUCUACUUGACUUUAUCAGCGUUCGCAUUUUUCUUGUUCGGAUAUCAUGUACACGAGAAGGCGAUUAUACUUCUGACGAUACCUCUUAGCAUAGCUGCUUUCACGAAUCCCGUUCAUUUGACUUCGUGGGUGGUGCUGAACACAAUCUCGAUCACAUCUUUAUUUCCGCUACUGUUUACUCUGUUUGAGAUUCCCACCAAGUACUCGAUUGGUCUUGCAUACUUUUUCGGUAGUUUGUUAUGCAUUCGAUAUGUUUUUAUGAUCAAAGUGCGGCACUUUUUAUCGAGAGGACUUCGGUGUUAUAUAGCUGUCUUAUUCUUGGUGGAACUCUACAACACAAUCUUUCACAAAAUCAUCUUUGGAGAACGUCUCACAUUUUUGCCCCUUAUGCUCAUUUCGGUUUGCAACGCUUUGGGGAUAUUCUAUGCGUAUUUGCGAAUUUUGUGGAUAGAACUCGCCGACACAUAUGGACUUCGAAUAAGCAAAUGGAGUUUGGAACGUUUAGAGAAGGGAGCUCUUCGAACUCCACCACAACCCAUCUUGUCACUGAAGGAUGUUCAAAUUGUUGCUGGGGCCGAUAUUUCUACCUGCAAAGGGUUUCCUGAUUUGGCUGUCGUCACGUUAUCUUUGUUCAAAUAUCCAGAAUUUGCAGAAAUCACAAACUUUGACUGUGUGCGAAUCAUUUCGUCUCCUUACAUUAGCGAUUAUUUGGGAUUACGUGAAGUUGAACCAUUGUCGGAUUUGAUCAACGAGAUGGUUUCUAAAUCGCCAACCAUGCGACCGGACGUUAUUUUUAUUGACGGGAACGGUUCAUUUCAUCCGCGAGGUUGUGGAUUAGCUUGCUUGGUGGCCUCAAAAACCAGGAUCCCAACCGUCGGCAUCGCUAAGAAUUUCAACAUUUCUUGUUUGAUAGCGGACGGAGUUAACAAAGAUGGAAUUAACGAGGCACAAAAGAUUAUCGAUGAAAUUAUAAAUCUACCCGGAGCGAGUGACGGGUUUUACGAAUUCGAUAUAGGUAGACCAAAGACGUUACGGAUAGUGCGAGCUGGUGGUUCUAAGCAGCCAGUCUUUGUGUCAUCUGGUGGAGGGAUUUCGCUAGCUGAUGCCACUCAGUUAGUACUAGAAUCAUCGUUGAACAGGAUAUCAAUACCAAUUAGAACGGCCGAUCUUCGCUCGAGAGAGAUUGUGAGAAGAGUUUUUGAAGACAAU
Messenger RNA from Mesorhabditis belari, 2847 nucleotides. The record is from the annotation of a GenBank genome assembly. NCBI's taxonomy places the organism in Eukaryota, Metazoa, Nematoda, Chromadorea, Rhabditida, Rhabditidae.